Messenger RNA from Sus scrofa (pig), 645 nucleotides. The record is from RefSeq and is a predicted model, not a curated record. Lineage: Eukaryota; Metazoa; Chordata; Mammalia; Artiodactyla; Suidae.
GGCAGCCACCAGCAGCUCUGCUCCACCAGAAUUCAGGUGGGGGACUGCUCCAAGGAGUCCGCUCUUUACAAAAGCAGAUGUGUGCGCAGGGCUUGCCCGUGUCGCCCUGACCCUCUGUUGUCAUUUCAGCACAAUGAAGCUUUUCACAGGCCUCAUUUUCUGCUCCUUGGUGCUGGGAGUCCACAGUCAGUGGCUUUCCUUCCUUGGUGAGGCUUAUGAAGGGGCCAAAGACAUGAGAGCCUACUCGGACAUGAGAGAAGCCAAUUUCAAAAAUUCAGACAAGUACUUCCAUGCCCGGGGCAACUAUGAUGCUGCCCAAAGGGGACCUGGGGGCGCCUGGGCUGCUAAAGUGAUCAGCGAUGCCAGAGAGAAUGUCCAGAGAGUCACAGACUGGUUGAAGCAUGGAGACAGUGGCCACGGAGUGGAGGACUCGAGGGCUGACCAGGCUGCCAAUGAAUGGGGCCGGAGUGGCAAGGACCCCAACCACUUCAGACCUCCUGGCCUGCCUGACAAGUACUGAGCUGCCUCUGCCUCUGCUCAGGAGAUGGGCUGUGAGCCCCCUGAGGGCGGGGACACCCAGCUAGUGGGUUCUCUGUGCACAGAAGCCAGCAGAUCUAAUAAAUGCUUAGGAGAUGGACUGCUGAA